CUCUUUCGUUCUCCCUCGCUUUCUCUCCAACUACCAAAGCCCCACGCGCGGAUUUUCUCGAGAAAAAAGCAGAACUCCCGUGCGCAAUUUUCUCGCCGCCCCCCCGUCCGUUAUCCGCCUCGCCUCGCAUUCCUCCGAGCAUUUCCGAUUUCACGAGCCGCCGCCGCCGCCGUCGUCCGGCGCUCUUCGCUCUCUCUCUCUCUCUCUCGCUCGCUCGCUCGCUCUCUCACUCGCUGCGGCGUGGGAUCGUGCGAGGAUUUUGAGCUCGGCAGCGGGAUUCUCGGGGCCGAGGUUCCUGUUGCUAUUUCCGAGGAGAGAGAAGCUCGUCCCCUCGCCCCUCGAUUGCGGUGAUUCUGCGAGUUAGCUGGUUGUCUCCGUUGUUGUCGCUUCGAAUAAAGGCCGAUUCGGUUGGAUUUUCAUCAACCGAUCGAGGCCGACCCUCUCGAAUCGCCCUCUUCUCUGCGUUGUAUUCGCGCCUCUCUCUCUCUCUAUUUCUCUCGUACUUUUUCCCGAGGGAGAAAAGUCCAAUUUUGCUUUUGGGUUCGAGUGAAUUUGACGAUUUUCCGAGCGCUUUGAUUGCGCUCGGAUUGAAUCUUUUGGGGUGUUUUGCUUGUGGCAUUAGUGAAAAUUUAGAAAGCGCGUCCUUCUUGUCGGCUCGUGAAGCUUCCGCUGUUGUUGUGGAGAGUUUCGUGAAAUUUUAGUGUAAUUCGUCGUCGUCCCGAGCUCGGCCCCGUUCGGUGGCUCAUUUUUUGUCGUCGCCGGAAGCGUUGGGCUGUUUCGAGGGGUUUUAUUUCCAAAAAAUAAAAUCUGUUUUUGAUUAGAGGGGGAAAGGAGUUGUGGCGAGAUGACGAUGGGGUCUAUGCCGGGUAGCUCUGGGUACUUGAACUUGUAUCCAGAGCGGAAAAUGUCGUACUUCAGCAAUCUGUACGUGCUGGGAUUGACUGUGACUGCCGGGAUAGGCGGACUACUCUUUGGUUACGACACAGGUGUCAUAUCUGGGGCGCUCCUGUAUAUUAAAGAUGAUUUUGAGGCUGUCAAUGAGAGUAGCUUUCUACAGGAAACUAUAGUCAGCAUGGCCUUGGUUGGUGCAAUAAUUGGAGCUGCUUCAGGGGGUUGGAUUAAUGAUUCUUAUGGACGUAAAAAAGCUACCCUUUCAGCUGACAUCGUUUUUGCAGUUGGAGCAGUAGUAAUGGCCGCUGCUCCUGAUCCUUAUGUCCUCAUUAUUGGUCGGCUUCUCGUUGGCCUUGGUGUUGGUGUUGCAUCUGUUACUGCUCCUGUAUAUAUUGCGGAAGCUUCACCAUCGGAAAUUAGGGGAGGCCUUGUUAGCACUAAUGUUCUUAUGAUAACUGGUGGACAGUUUCUCUCAUACCUUAUAAAUCUUGCGUUCACAGAGGUCCCAGGAACAUGGCGUUGGAUGCUGGGAGUGUCUGGUGUGCCAGCAGUCAUUCAAUUCUCCAUAAUGCUUUUUCUACCGGAGUCACCUCGAUGGCUUUUUAUGAAGGAUGAUAAAACUACAGCUGUCGCUGUGCUUUCUAAGAUUUAUGCUCCUGAUCGGUUAGAGGAUGAGAUUGAUAGUCUUUCUGCGGCUUUAGAGGAAGAACGCCGGAGAAAGAGUAAUGUCAGAUACCAAGAUGUUUUUAAGUCAAAGGAGAUUAGAAUUGCUUUUUUGGCUGGUGCUGGGCUUCAGGCAUUUCAGCAGUUCACUGGUAUCAAUACAGUGAUGUACUACAGCCCAACUAUAGUCCAGAUGGCUGGCUUCUCUUCCAACCAGCUAGCACUUCUUUUAUCCCUGAUCGUUGCUGCCGUGAAUGCUGCGGGGACCAUUGUUGGAAUUUACUUAAUCGACCAUGUGGGUCGGAAAAAACUAGCCCUUGCGAGUUUGUCUGGUGUAUUAGCAUCCUUGGCAAUUCUUUCCGGUGCAUUCUUUGCAGAAUCCUCUGAUUCCACAAAUGGCGUAUAUGGGUGGCUUGCAAUCCUUGGUUUGGCCCUCUACAUCGCUUGCUUCUCACCCGGGAUGGGACCUGUACCAUGGACAGUGAACUCAGAGAUAUACCCCGAGGCAUAUCGUGGAAUAUGUGGCGGCAUGUCGGCCACCAUCAAUUGGAUUUCGAACUUGAUUGUGGCACAGACAUUUCUUAGUGUCGCUGAUGCUGUGGGGACAGGUGUGACGUUCUUGAUUCUUGCGUGUGUAGCCGUGUUGGCCAUCGUGUUUGUGGUCGUCUUUGUGCCAGAGACAAAGGGGUUGACUUUUGAAGAGGUGGAGAAGAUUUGGAAAGAGAAAGCUUGGGGAAGUAGCAAAGGCAAAGAGAGUACAGGCCUUCUGGAAGAUGAAGCCUGAGUGGUAUGAGCCCUUGUUUAUUCAUUAGAUAUAGUAGGUACAGCAAUAGAAUGAGCAUCCAGCGGAUCUGCCGCUAUGCCUGGAGUGUUAGUUCAGGCUAAGGGGUCUAUUGGGUGUGGACAGUUUCCAACUUAAGGAAAUAAAUGUGUAUUCCGGAUUUUGCAUUGCCCUAAAAUGCCGACUGCGAGUUUCUUAACUCUGUCUUUUUAAA
Eucalyptus grandis is the source of this 2549-nucleotide messenger RNA. Its product is annotated as inositol transporter 1. Gene Ontology annotation, molecular function: myo-inositol:proton symporter activity. Bases 845 to 2338 code for a protein of 497 amino acids. The record is from RefSeq and is a predicted model, not a curated record. Lineage: Eukaryota; Viridiplantae; Streptophyta; Magnoliopsida; Myrtales; Myrtaceae. Gene Ontology annotation, cellular component: membrane. The transcript is spliced from 6 exons. Gene Ontology annotation, biological process: transmembrane transport.